AUGGCGGGGAGCAGCGAAGGCAUCAUAUACUCUGCAACUUAUAGUGGGGUUCCCGUCUAUGAAUUUAAACUAGAUGGCGAAAGUGUGAUGAGGCGGAGAGCAGACGAUUGGAUCAAUGCAACACAUAUUCUGAAGAUAGCAGGGUUUGACAAGCCAUCGCGAACGCGGAUUCUAGAGCGCGAGGUCCAAAAAGGCGUCCAUGAGAAAGUGCAAGGUGGUUAUGGAAAAUAUCAGGGAACAUGGAUUCCGCUAUCCGAUGCGCGUCUUCUGGCCGAACGCAACAAUAUCCUAGACAAAAUCCGGCCCAUAUUAGAUUAUGUCGCAGGAGAUCGAAGCCCACCGCCAGCACCAAAGCAUACCACUGCCUCCAAACCGAGGGCCCCCCGAUUAUCAGCUGCCGCAAAGCGGGCUGCCUCACGGGAUGAUUCUUUUGCAAUGAGAGCACCUCGAAUGAAUGCCCCCAGCUUCGCGCAAGAGAGUUAUGAAAUGCCGCCUCCUCAAUUCGAGGAGGAAGAGUCGAUUGGGCACACGACGCUCGAAACGUCCUCGAUGAUGGCAGAUGAUGAUAUGAUUCCAAUGUCGCAACACUCAACUCAUUCUAGAAAGCGAAAGCGUAGAAUGAAUGAGGCAACUGCGAUGUCGAUAAGUGAACAGGAGCAUAUAUUAUAUGGAGAUCAGCUUUUGGAUUAUUUUAUGACUGUGGGCGAUGCUCCAGAAGCGACGAAGGUGCAGCCUCCAGUACCACCAAUUAAUUUCCAGGUUGAUCGUCCUAUUGAUGACCAAGGGAACUCGGCACUUCACUGGGCUGCAGCCAUGGGCGACUUGGAAAUCGUACGAGAUCUGCUUCGUCGAGGCGCAAAUGCACAAGCUUUAUCUGUCCAUGAGGAGACUCCGCUCGUGCGUGCCGUUUUGUUUACAAACAACUAUGAGAAGAAAACAAUGCCUUCGCUUGUCAACCUGCUUCAAGAUAACCUCACUUUCCGAGACUGGUUUGGUGCCACCGUCUUCCACCAUCUCGCAGAAACCACGCGAAGCAAGGGCAAAUGGAAGAGCGCCCGUUAUUACUGUGAGGUCCUGCUCCAGAAACUGCGUGAUACAUUCCCGCCGCAGGAGCUUGACAUGCUACUUUCUUGUCAGGACUCAAAUGGGGACACGCCCGCCCUUGUGGCCGCCCGGAAUGGGAAUUUCCGUUUGACUUCUCUGUUCCUCCUCCACUGUUCUGAGUCCGGAAAUUUGGUAAACCAGAAGGGCGAGACAGCUAUUAAUCUCAUGGACCAAGCAAACGCUGAACGCGCGAUACCACACGCACCUUCUAGUGUGACUUAUGUUAAUGACCACCAUGAUCUCGAAACCCUUGGCGUAGCAAGUACCGGACGCGCUUUGAAACUAGCGGCGGAGUCUACUCCUGAGACUUCCGCGUUAGCUUCUAAAAUCGUGGCUCUAAUGGAUGAAGCAAACCGAAAACUCACGCAAGCCUACGGAAGUGCUAAGAUAGGACAGCAUAAUGCGGAUGCGACAAGCCCACAAGACCUGUUUGAGCAACUAGAAAAGGACCGGGAGACGAUCCAAAAAGAGAAAGCUGCCUUGUCCUCCCGAGAGAAUGUGCAUGACAGUGUUGAUUCACAGAUGGCUCGGUAUAAAGAAGUCGAAGAGCGAUGCACAUCGUUAAUUGAACAAAUCCAUCAUCAAAAGCUAUCAGACAGUUUUGUAGCUGUAUCUACAGCGACCAAAGAGGCUUCCCCGGGUGGUGACCCGACUUCAGAAGAACUACAGCAACGUUAUAGUCUAAUCCGAUCAUUAAUUUCGGCACAACAAUCCCGGCGUACGGCCGUGCGGGAUCUUGUCCAGCAGAAGGCUGAUGCUGGAGUAAGUACAAAGCUUGAUAUGCAUCGCAAGCUUGUCUCGCUAGCAACCGGGUUGAAAGAGGAUGAACUCGACCCGAUGUCGGCUGAACUUGCGGAAACACUCGAGUUUGACCGAAUCAAUGAAAAGACGGCGGAUAAUCCAUCAUCGGCAGAGCGGAUGCUGCUUUCCAAUGAACGGGCCUCUGCACAUUCCAUUGCUGCUGGUUUGAGUGUCCCCGUUGAUGUUUGA
Molecule: messenger RNA, 2094 nt
Organism: Talaromyces proteolyticus
Lineage: Eukaryota; Fungi; Ascomycota; Eurotiomycetes; Eurotiales; Trichocomaceae
Product: putative apses transcription factor
Exons: 3
Coding region: 1-2094 (697 amino acids)
Cellular component (GO): MBF transcription complex; SBF transcription complex
Molecular function (GO): DNA binding; protein binding; transcription regulator activity
Source: RefSeq, a predicted model, not a curated record